This is a messenger RNA of Lecanosticta acicola, 1671 nucleotides long. Lineage: Eukaryota; Fungi; Ascomycota; Dothideomycetes; Mycosphaerellales; Mycosphaerellaceae. The record is from the annotation of a GenBank genome assembly.
AUGCCGACAGCGUCGCGUUCUGCGAUGCUCCCACUCGACAAGGGAGAAGAGGAGUUGGCCUGCCACACCCCCAAGCACGCCAGCGGAGGUGCACUCGCAUCGCGUCCACCCCAACAACACAAACGAUCCCACCCCGACGGCACCAAUAACCCCCAUGCCGACACACACCACUCCGUCCGUAGCACCACCAUAGCAGCAGACAGCCUGGCGAAUGGCGACGACGACGCGCGCCCGGCCAAGAGGCCACGACUGAGCAUCCGCGCCGGCAGUAGUAAGAGUACCCAGGCGAAGCUGGACCACUUCCUGCCCAAGCCACCCUCCAAAGUCGUCCGCCAGGAACCUCACGGCCAUCUCGUGCAGAGCGUCAACGGCGUGCAGACCACCCUCGAGAGCACCGAAGACGAGCUCCUCCGUCCGUCCCCCAAACCCGAACGCGUCUCGUCGCGCCGCACCACACGUUCUCCGCAGCCUCCUCCACCUCCGCAACUGGAGAAUGGCAAGGAUGCUGCGCGCGGCGGGAAACAGGAGGACAAGCGAACGCUACGAUCACAGGAUGACGGACCACGACUGAAGAGCGAGCUGGCUAUAUACUUUCCCUACUAUGAGGACAUCGUAUUCGAUGCGCCGAGAGAGGAUGAAGAAGAAUUCCUCACUGUCGAUUCCGCACUCUGGGUGACGGACGACACGCUCAAGUCUGCCAAAUCAGACACUUCAUCGCCUGCGAAGCCGAGCAAGAAUGCCGCCGCCAACUCGCGGAGGACCUCGGUCAAUGGCGGCGCUGCUCCUCCGCCCCUGACACCGCGGAGCUCUUCCAACCUCAAUGGCAGUAGAGUCCUCGACUUCGAAUCCGUCGCCAAGCACAUUCCCGCUAACCCCGAAGAUCCACUCACCGAUGAGCACUUCCUCAAGUCUCAUCGCCGUGCGGAGCGAAAAGAGAAGCAGCUGCGCAACAUCGAGCGUGAGCGGGCGAUGCAUGAGAAAGUGCAGCUGGAGCGCAUACUCGCUGGGCUACAGGGUCACGACUGGCUACGCGUGCUGGGCAUCACCGGCAUCACAGAUGGCGAAGCAAGAAAGUAUGAGCAGAAGCGAGAUUACUUCAUUGCUGAAGUGAAAGCAUUGGUCGACAAGUUCAGGCAGUGGAAGGAGCAGGAAAAGAAGCAGCGUCUUGAGAAAGAAGCCGCCGCUGCUGCAAGGGAGGCGGAAGAAGAAGGAGGAGGCGAGUCGACCGAGGGAAGCGUCGAGCCGCCAAGCAGCGACUUGAAUGCUUCUGCCGCCAGACAGCUUCAGCAGGAAACUGUCAAUGCCGUGAAGAAUUCCGCCAAGGCAUCCGGUAAAGGCAAAGAACGAGCGCACCCUACCUCGAAUUCGAGCCAUCCUGCCACGCCCACGAUAUCAACUGCUCCCGUGAGACAGAUGCUUCCGCCGGCACCUCCGUCGCCUGAGGUGCCAAUCACGAGCUUCUACUCGAAACGACAUCUUCGCGAUGCCGCUCUGGGCAAGGCCAGACAUGGCCGCAACAUCACAGCUUUUGGCCAUCCACUGCCAGACAUGGAAGAAGUCGACUUCGAGCUGCCAGAUGACUACGUGACGGAGGAUGCCAUUCGGGCAAACGCCAGGGAGCGUAGGAGAAGAAAGCGAGAGAGUGCUGCCAAUUCGUCUUCCAAACGAUAG